Messenger RNA from Aspergillus pseudoviridinutans, 339 nucleotides. RefSeq lists its product as uncharacterized. The transcript has a single exon. Bases 1 to 339 code for a protein of 112 amino acids. NCBI's taxonomy places the organism in Eukaryota, Fungi, Ascomycota, Eurotiomycetes, Eurotiales, Aspergillaceae. The record is from RefSeq and is a predicted model, not a curated record.
AUGUCCCUCUCCCCCAGCAUUCCUGCUCUCGAGCCUGCGAACUCUGGCAACCACAUUCAGAUGACGAAAGUCUCGCCCUCCGACCUCGAAGCAUUCAUCACAGCCUCAGUGGAUGGAUUCCAAAGUAUAGGCCGCUUAACUGAUCUGCUCGGCCUCCUCACGCAAAGUGCUGCGGCACGAUCGCAAACAGAUAUAGUGCUCUACCUUGCUCACCUUGAUGGCAAGGUCGUGGCCUCGGUGGAUAUGGAAGUCAUGAACAGUGUAGCACACCUAUACAUUAAUAGCGUGCUCCCCUGGACACGGGGAAAGGGCCUCCAACACUUAUUAGAGAGGGCCUAA